AUGUCAUCGGAACCAUCGGCAUCGGUUCGUCCGCGCGUCAGCGUAUCGGCGGCAGCAGGCCUGCUGGCCGAGUUCGAGCGCCGGCUCAGGGAGCAGACGAGUUCGAGCGAGGGCUUCGCCGAGCGUUUCUCCGAACUGUCGCGCAACAACGACAGGCCAGGGAUGGUCGGCUGUCUGCUGUCCGCCGCUCUCUCUAGCUGCCCGAUCGGCGAGUCGUUCCGGGCGAAGGACGAGGCGCGAGCCGCCACGAUCUUGGAGGAGAUGGGUCCGGUCUGCGAGUCCUCGCUCAUCACCGCGGUGCUGAACGUCGACAAAGUCACGGCUGUGCUGACGGAGGCGUUGCUCAGCGCGCCGGCUCGGUCCCCCCUCUUCUUCCAAGUGCUCCUGCAGCGCGCCCGGGCCUGGUAUCGCUCGGGCGAGUUGCUGCGCUGCGGCCAGGACUGUCGGUUGUUCUGCGAGAAGCUGGCCUCCAUGGACCCGCAGCAGGACGACGACUGGACGGAGGAGAGCCGCGUCGACGCGCUGCUCAUGCUCUCGGACUGCCUGAAGAGGGAGAACGACGCCGCGGAGGCGAGGAACGCGCUCAACGAGGCCAUGCACCGCAUCGACCACUUGGCGAGGAGACGCUGCCUCGGCGCGGAGCCCGAGCUGUUCAAGAUCGAGAAGGCCCAGCUGCUCAAAGACUUUCUCGAGAAGAAGCAGAGCUUGGCCCUGUCGCAGAGGCUCCUCGACGCGGCCUCGAGGUCCCGCCGCGCAACGGCGAAUCAAAUAAGGAUUCCUACGGUGCACGGCGCGAAGCCCAACGACUUUCUGACCUCUUGCUCCGACGCGCUAGCCUUGGGAAGUGACGAGGCGAAGGGAAGGAAGCUAUACGCGACGAGAGACAUCAAGCCCGGCACUGUGCUAAUAGUGGAUCGGCCUUUUGCCUCUACUACCGACGUCGCAGCGCUUUGCAGAAAUUGUCUCUGCUGUCACGCUUCCUUGAAACUGCCGGAGAGCAUCAGGGUGCCGUGUGAACAUUGUCAAGCGGUGCAAUUUUGUUCGGAAGAUUGCCGGCGGCGAGCUUGGAACAAAUUCCACAAGUACGAGUGCAGAAUUUUCGACUACUUUUACGCGAAACAAGCGCAGAAAACCAACUGUCUCUUGGCCUACAGGGCAGUAGUGGCCGCUGCUCUGCGCAACGAGAAGGAAUUUUCGCUCGAUCAAGAAUUUUUAAAACUCCACGAAAACGACAAGGACAGUCUGGACAUUGCCUCGUUGGCUUCGUACGAGUCGCGAGACUACAAAACCGUAUUCAGUUUGGAAAGCCACUGCGCCGACGCGGAUCCGGCGGAUAAUCUUCAACGAGCAAUCCACUCGGUAUUUUUUGCAAAAAGCCUCAUUUAUUCGUUAAAUUAUUUCCAUCCGGAAAUCGAUAACCAUGAAAGGCAUUUACACAUUUUGGCAGUAGCUUUAUUACAUAAUAUGCAAGCCAUCAAAUGUAAUGCUUACGAAAUAGUCGAGAACGUGCGUGACGACGAAACCAAGAUUUUGGAGCCACGCAACGUCGGAGGUGCCAUUUACACCACGGUUAGCUUGACCAAUCACAGCUGCUAUCCAAACAUCGUCAGGCAUUCCUUUCCCAAUGGCACCGUCGUCGUGACAUCCCUUCGUUACAUACCAGAAGGUUCGGAAAUCCUGGAUUGUUAUGGACAGCAUUUUCUCGAGAACAAAAGAGAUUCUAGGCGUCGCCUGUUGGCCGAAAAAUAUUACUUUGACUGCCAGUGCGAGCCUUGUCUCGCUGAUUGGCCAAUUGUGUUACCGAGCGACCAAUUCAAUUUCAAAUGUAAAAAGUGUUUCAAAAAAUGCCGUAGAACCAGAAAUGCGACAGAGUGCGUUGCAUGUGGUCAAAAGACUGAGACGAGCAAGCUCUAUGCCUCGCUCCAAAAUUCAAUGAAAAAACGACUGGCGGCUCUGACAAAAAUGUACGAUGGACAUUAUGAGGAUGCGUUACCAUUACUACUAGAACACGCGAAUUGCAUUGACAAAAUUUUGUCGGAGCCGAGUCUCGAAGCAGUUAAAACACAACAAUCCAUCAUUCAAUGCUUAAACGCCAUGUCGUCAACUUCCGUUUAA
Messenger RNA from Nasonia vitripennis (jewel wasp), 2115 nucleotides. Its product is annotated as N-lysine methyltransferase SMYD2-like. Gene Ontology annotation, molecular function: protein binding. Bases 1 to 2115 code for a protein of 704 amino acids. NCBI's taxonomy places the organism in Eukaryota, Metazoa, Arthropoda, Insecta, Hymenoptera, Pteromalidae. The record is from RefSeq and is marked inferred. The transcript has 5 exons.